Messenger RNA from Penicillium griseofulvum, 1257 nucleotides. RefSeq lists its product as uncharacterized. The transcript is spliced from 3 exons. Lineage: Eukaryota; Fungi; Ascomycota; Eurotiomycetes; Eurotiales; Aspergillaceae. The record is from RefSeq and is a predicted model, not a curated record. Bases 1 to 1257 code for a protein of 418 amino acids.
AUGUUCGGGCUAGACAGUAGUUCAAGGUCCUCCAGGAUGCUGGCAUUUGUCGCCGUUGUGAUCUUGUUGAAUAGCCCAGCUCCAGUGGUUUUCGGGUUGAAAACCACACUGGGUUCGCCGUGCACAGAUGUGUGUGGUAAAACGACCAACACUACAUCUUCCGAGAUUGCGUGUUUGGACCAAUCAUACAAUAAAACAUCUGUCGGGAAAGACUUCGAAAAAUGCAUUUCCUGCCAGUUGGACAGCGAGUUCCAUGAUAUGAGCACCGGGGAAUCAGACGUGAACUGGGGUCUCUAUAACCUGCGCUACGCUUUUUCAACCUGUGUGUUUGGAUAUCCAGACUCGAUCUCAAAUGUCUCGUCUCCGUGCCCAGUUGCAUGCGAUGGCGUGCGUUCAGCAGUUGAAACCCACAUUGAAGAUCCAGACACGUCGAAUUUGAACUCAUGGUGCGAAGACAAGUCGUUCGCAGAUAAUGUGGUCAACACCUGCGAGUUCUGCUAUAACUUGACAUCCACUCAAGUUUACAUGGCAAACUUCCUCGAGUCCAUCCGCUACAACUGCCAUUUCAAGACAGCAACGGGCAAACCCUUCAACAUCGCUCCAACAAGAAUCUUCAGCCAAUCCCUACUCCCCUCAAGUCUGUCGCUCACAACCCCCGGCGCAGACCACUCAAACCUGAACCUGGGAUUGGUGAUCGCCGUGCCAAUCGUAGGAUUCCUAAUCAUCGUCGCUGGGCUGACGGUAUGCUGCUUCUUCUUCAUCCGACACCGACGCAGAAAGGUCCGCCGGAACCGCCAGUCCCCUCACAUGUACAACCGAUGGAACGAGGCAUCCGGCUCGCCAACCAGCGCACAGCUACAACAGCAAGCCUGGGCCGAGCAACAUAUGUAUAACUCUGGCGGGUAUGGGCACGGGGCAGGCUUUGGGUUCGUUGAUAACGAUGGCCGCGGACAGGAGCUUCCAUAUGGCCAUGUCCAGGCCCAGAAUUACCAAAGCCAACAGUACCAGCAGCAAUACCAGCAGCAAUAUCAGCAGCAGUAUCAGGGUCAGGAUACGUCAGGCAUCUCAAAGGAUAUUAUUGAACAGCCUGGUCAACAGUACCAGCAGCAGUUUGCCCAACCUGCUCAGGUUCAUGAUCACACUUUGGUCUUUGACCCGGAUCAGAAACAGCAGUUGCCCCAAGAGCAGCAUGCUCAGAUUCAUGAUCACACUCAGGCCUUUGACCCUGAUCAAAAGCAAAAGGAUCCCCAGUGGUAG